Messenger RNA from Eutrema salsugineum, 1161 nucleotides. Its product is annotated as F-box/kelch-repeat protein At4g33290-like. The transcript has a single exon. Gene Ontology annotation, molecular function: protein binding. The record is from RefSeq and is a predicted model, not a curated record. The coding region runs from base 1 to 1161 and encodes 386 amino acids. NCBI's taxonomy places the organism in Eukaryota, Viridiplantae, Streptophyta, Magnoliopsida, Brassicales, Brassicaceae.
AUGACGACUAUCUCCAACCUUCCAAGGGAGCUAGAAGAGAUUUUCUGUAGGAUUCCUUUGAAAUCUAUGAGAGCAUCUGUGCAAUUAACUUGCAGAAAGUGGGAUGUUUUAUUGAAAAAUCAGAGUUUUACAAAGAUGCAUAUUGAAAAAGAGUCGUCUCAGAUUAUCAUGUUAAUGGAUUACAAUCUCUAUCUAAAGAGAGUCGUCUUUGAUAAUGAUCCAUCUAUAGAGCCUAAAGGCAAACUUACUUGCCUUGGAGAACAAGUCAGGGUAUCUCAAGUUUUUCACUGUGAGGGUUUAUUGUUAUGCACGUUGAGAGACGAUACUAAGGUCGUGAUUUGGAAUCCGUAUUGGGGGCAAACAAGGUGGAUCGAACCAAGAUAUUCUCACGAGAUACAGUACGGACGGUUUAAGUACAACUACAAGUAUGCUCUCGGAUACGUGAACAAGAAGAAGAGAUCUUGUCGUAGCCACAAAAUCUUGAGGUUUAUAGAUGAUAACCUUCGUGCCCAUGUACCUGGAAGCGACGAAUUCUGGUGGUAUGAGGUUUACGAUUUUGACUAUGAUUUAUGGACAACUCUUGAUGUCACCCCACACUGGCGUAUAUUGUUUUUUUACCAUGGUGUGACUCUCAAGGGAAACACUUACUGGUGUGCUUCAGAAAGGAACUCAGGAGACGAACAUGAGUAUCACAUGAUCUGUUUUGAUUUUACAAGAGAGAGAUUUGGGCCGUUUCUGCAUCUGCCGUUUAGCGCUGGGAUUAGUUGCGACUAUGUAAAUAUAUCUUGUGUCAGAGAAGAGAAGCUUGCUGUUUCAUUACAGCACAACGAAGCUUGUCCAAAUGAGAUUGAGAUAUGGAUUACUACAAAGAUUGAGGCAGAAAAUGUGUUGUGGAGCAAGUUCUUGAAAAUGGAUAUGGGACCAGACUUCGAUGACAUUCCGAUUUCCAAGAGUUUCAUCAUCGACGAAGAGAAGAAAGUAGCCAUGGGGUUUUAUAAAAACUAUGAGCACUCGAUUUACAACAAAGUUAACUUCAUUGGAGAGGAUGGAUACUUUAGAGGAUUGGAUCUCGGAGUCGUAGAAGAUGUAGUCAAAGGGUGUGUGGCAAGUGUGUGCCCUUAUGUUCCAAGUUCAGUGCAAAUCAAGAAAUCUGCAGGAUGA